AUGGCUGACGAAACAGGAAGGAUUCCCUCAAGCGGAGCCGAAUCUCUACAGAAUCAAGUCCAGCAACGGCAGCAACAACAGGUGGAGCAGCAGCGCGAUCAGCUGGCGUCAGGUGCUGCGAUGAUGGCUGACGUGGCAGCUGGUGACGAUGGCGACGGGAGCGACGGCGAGGGCUCAGGAGGCGAGGAUGCGCACGCGGGAGUGAUGUUUCCGCGAGCCAACACCAACGCCAAGGGACAAUGGACGCCGGAGGAGGACGAGCUGCUGCGGAAACUGGUGGAGAAGGACGGAGCCCAGCGGUGGUCCGCCAUUGCGGCGCACCUCAAGGGGCGCGCGGGGAAGCAGUGCCGCGAGCGGUGGCACAACCACCUGAAGCACGGCAUCAAGAAGGACGCGUGGACGGAGGAGGAGGAGGCGAAGCUGGUGGAGGCGCACAGGAAGCUGGGGAACCGGUGGGCGGAAAUUGCCAAGCUGCUGCCGGGGCGGACGGACAACAGCGUGAAGAACCACUGGAACUCCACCAUCCGCCGCAAGGAGGAAUCGUCUCGCAGCAAGGCAGUGCAGCGCCCCACACUGCUCCUGAGGUACAUCCAGUCGCUCAAGACCCAGGGGGGGCUGGGGGGCGCAGGAGGCAGCUCUGGCGCGGGGGGCAGUAUAGGCGGAGGCGGAGGUGGUAUGGGGGGAUUUGGGGGGAGCAGCUUCUCCAGCGGAGGCCUUGGCGGAUUCAGCACGGGGAUGGGCAUGGGGGGAGGCAUGGGCGGAGGCAUGGGCGGAAGCAUGGGCGGAGGCAUGCGGGGGCCCAUGGGCAUGGACAUGGGAAUGAGCAUGGGCAUGGGCAUGGGCGCAGGGGCAGGGGGAGGAGGGGGGAUGGGGAUCAGCCUGGGGGAGCUGAUGCAGGGGCUCGUGAAGGGGGAACCCGCGUCCCCCUCCGCCUCUGCAGGCCUGGGUGGGUUAGCCUUCCGCGUGGGUCAAGGAGCGCCUUUUAGAACCGCCGUGCCCCGCUCUGUCUCCCAGCCAAACAGCCACGCAGCAUCAGCAGGAGGGGGAGGGGGGGGGGGGGGGGAGGGGGGAGGGGGAGGAGGAGGCGGAGCAGCAGUCUUCCCUGGGGCAUUCAGCUCAGCGCAAAGCGCAGCAGGAGCAGGCAGAGCAGCAGGGGCAGCAGGAGGAGCAGCAGCGGGAGCAGGGGCGGCAGCCGCUUUUCCCCGCAACCCCUCAUGGCCUCCUGCAGGAAGCUCUGUCUCCGAUGGGGGGAGCUCCGGCGGUGAGGGAGAGGGGCACGAGCAGAAAGCAGGGGUGCGGCAGUUGGGAGGAGGCGGCUUCACCACUGGUGCAGCAGCAGGGGGAAUGGGGGGGAUGAGGGCAGGGGGAAUGGGGUCCGAGGGAAUGGGCGCGGGGGAGAUGGGGCCAGGGGGAAUGGGGGCGGCUGGGUUCAUGCGCUCAUCCUCUCUUUCCAGGGCAGAGUCCCGGGCGCGCCAGCACAGCCGUGGAUCGUUUCUCGGCGCGCGAUCCGGGCUGUUGGAUGCGGCCCGGGGCGGCGAUCGACGGUCGGAGUUGGACCGGGCAGCAGCAGAGUUCCAGAAGGAGAUUGCCAGGGCGUUGCUGGCGCCUGGUAUGGGGCGGGCCUUAUCCAUGCCUCUAGGGUAUGCCAACACGGCAAAUGCCCAAGCCGCCGCUGCCGCCAAUGCUGCUGCUGCUGCUGCCAAUUCUGCUGCUAAUGCUGGGACUGGUGGUGCUGCUGCUGGAGCCAGUGGUGGUGCUGGUGCUGCUCCUCCUGGUCUGUCUCUCUCCUUCCGCACUCCCGCCAACCCCGCCCAGUCCUCCUCCUCUGCAGGCUCCCCCUCCAGUCACCCCUUUUAUUCCCGCUCGCGCUUUGCUAAAAGUUCGUCUGUGCCGGGGAGAGUUUCCGCCUCUGGGUCAGAGGAUGGGGGCCGGGGGGGAUGGGGUCGGAGGGGAGGGGACAUGGGCGCAGCAGGGGGAGUAGGGGGAGCAGGGGGAGCGGGGAGAGCAGGGGGAGCAGGGGGGGCAGCAGGGGGAACAGCAGGGGGGGCGGGAGCAGGUGGGGGAGCAGCAGGAUCUGAGGUGCUGGCGCUGCUGCAACUGGUUCUAGAUCCAUCUCUUGCUGCUACCGUUGCUGCUGCUGCUGGCCCCGUGGGGGGUGAAGGAAGAGGAGGAGGAGGUGCAGGAGGAGCAGGAGGGGGAGCAGGAGGGGGAAGAGGGGGAGGAGCGGGCGGAGGAGGAGAAGGAGGAGGGGGAGGGGUUACGUCUGCGUUGGAUCAGGUUGCGAGUGUUCUGACUGCCGACCAGCUCGCCCUGCUGCUCAAGGUGAGUGAGGCGUAUGAGAUGGGCGACUGGGGCGCAUAG
Closterium sp. NIES-65 is the source of this 2361-nucleotide messenger RNA. The record is from the annotation of a GenBank genome assembly. Lineage: Eukaryota; Viridiplantae; Streptophyta; Zygnematophyceae; Desmidiales; Closteriaceae.